Molecule: messenger RNA, 3281 nt
Organism: Nelumbo nucifera (sacred lotus)
Lineage: Eukaryota; Viridiplantae; Streptophyta; Magnoliopsida; Proteales; Nelumbonaceae
Source: RefSeq, a predicted model, not a curated record
AAUAACAUAAAAAGGAAGGAGAGAGAGAGAGAAGAAAAACAUGAGAGAGAGUGAGAGAAAUAAGAGAAACAUGAGAGAGAGUUCCAUUUUUUCUCUCUGUUUCCCAAGUGUUUCUCUUUCCAAGUUCCCUUUUUCUCCUGUCUCUUUUCGUUCUCCUCUCUUCUUCCUCAAUAGCUGCAGCUGCUACAGCUAAACAACUCCACACAACAACAGCUAAAAGAUCCACCAAUAAAACAAGCAGCAGAAGCAGCCAAGGAUAUCAGCUUUACUUACCCCCGGCCCCCGAUCGCCGGUUUCCAGCAUGGAAGACCGGCGUAGAAAUGAAUUCCAGAUACCGGCGGCGGCUUUUUCCGGCUAAAUGCAAGGAAAGAGCCGUCGAGCUGAUGAUGCCACUGUUGUUCUGACUUGCAACGACGAUGACGACGGUGGAGGAAGAAGAUUAGCCGUCCCUACUCCUAGCCAGUGUCCUCUUCUUUAUUUAUUACUGUUAGUAUUCAUUUACUUUUGUCUUCUUCACUUAUCAAGUGACGGUCCUGCUUCCAAGUACAAACAAUGGCUGCCACUGCGAAUAAUACAACGAUGGACUCGUCGGUGCCGGUGUCGGCUGAUGACCUGACGGCAAAGGCGGUCCACAAGCGGUAUGAAGGAUUGGUGACUGUGAGGACUAAAGCCAUAAAGGGCAAAGGGGCUUGGUACUGGGCUCACCUGGAACCCAUACUGGUUCAUAAUUCUGACACCGGACUCCCCAAAGCGGUCAAGCUCAGGUGUUCCCUCUGCGAUGCUGUUUUCUCAGCUUCCAACCCAUCUCGCACUGCUUCCGAGCACCUCAAGAGAGGGACUUGCCCCAAUUUCAAUUCUGUACCCAAACCCAUCUCCUCUGUUUCACCUUCUCCUAUCUCCCCCAUCCCUUCACCUUCUUCGCACCCUCACCACCACCACCCCAACCACCGCAAGCGCAGUGCUUCGUCUUCUGGCGGGGGUGGCGGCGCUGGUCCCUCUUCCUCGUAUCAGAUAUCACCACUUGCCAUGGUCGAUCCCACCCGCUUCUGUUCCGACCUCGGCUACUCUUCCCCAACGGCCGUCGCCACUUCCAGUGCUACUGCGGCUUUGCCUCCGCCACAGCAUCCACAUUUGAUGCUGUCGGGCGGGAAGGAGGACUUGGGUGCUCUCGCCAUGCUCGAAGACAGCGUGAAGAAGCUCAAGAGUCCCAAGGCGUCCCCCGGCCCCAUGCUCAGCAAGAACCAGAUUGAAUCCGCUUUCAGCCUCCUCGCAGAUUGGCUCUAUGAGUCCUGCGGUGCUGUCUCCUUCUCAAGCCUUGAGCAUCCCAAGUUCCGGGCUUUCCUUAACCAGGUAGGCUUGCCCCCGGUUUCCCGCCGAGAGUUUUCCGGUUCCAGGCUCGACGCCAGGUUUGAAGAAGCGAAGACUGAGUCCGAAGCGAGAAUUAGGGAUGCCAUGUUUUUUCAGGUCGCCUCGGAUGGGUGGAAGCCGAAGAGUUUCAACAGUGUUGGUGGAGAAAGCUUGGUGAAUUUGACAGUGAACCUCCCCAAUGGGACGAGUGUGUUCCAAAAGGCGUUGUUCACGAGCGGGCCUGUUCCGUCCAAGUACGCAGAGGAGAUCCUCUGGGAGACGAUCACGGGCAUAUGUGGGAGUGUCGUGCAACGCUGCGUGGGGAUCGUUGCCGACAAGUUCAAGGGAAAGGCAUUGAGAAAUUUAGAGAGCCAGAACCAUUGGAUGGUUAAUCUGUCUUGCCAGCUUCAGGGGUUCAUUAGUUUGAUCAAGGACUUCAGCAAGGAGCUUCCGCUCUUCAAGACUGUUACUGAGAAUUGCUUGAAGCUCGCAAAUUUUGUAAAUACUAAGUCCCAGGUCCGGAAUACAUUCCACAAGUACCAAAUGCAGGAGCUUGAUCAUGCCGGGCUGCUCCGGGUGCCACCGGCUGAGGGUGAGAACAGUGAUAACUUUGCACUUGUGUAUGCAAUGUUAGAGGACAUUGUGAACUCUGCUCGGGCACUCCAAUUGGUUGUGUUAGAUGAAUCUUAUAAGAUGGUAUGCGUAGAGGAUCCUGUUGCAAGGGAGGUUGCAGAGAUGAUACGGGAUGUGGGGUUUUGGAGUGAAUUGGAGGCUGUUCACUCUCUAGUGAAGCUGAUUAGGGGGAUGGCUCAGGAGAUUGAGGCAGACAGACCGCUGGUUGGACAAUGCCUCCCACUCUGGGAGGAGCUAAGGACAAAAGUGAAGGAAUGGUGUGCCAAGUUCAACAUUGCAGAGGGACCUGUGGAGAAGGUAAUUGAGAAGAGGUUCAAGAAGAACUACCACCCAGCUUGGUCAGCAGCAUUCAUACUUGACCCUCUUUAUUUGAUGAAAGACACGAGCGGCAAGUACCUCCCACCUUUCAAGUGCUUGACACCCGAGCAGGAGAAGGAUGUUGACAAGCUCAUUACCAGGCUGGUGUCUAGGGAGGAGGCACAUAUUGCACUGAUGGAGCUCAUGAAGUGGAGGUCAGAGGGGCUUGACCCACUCUAUGCAAAGGCUGUUCAGGUGAAACAGCGAGACCCCUUGACAGGAAAGAUGAAAAUUGCAAACCCGCAGAGUAGUAGACUAGUGUGGGAGACAUGCCUGAGUGAAUUUAAGUCUUUAGGGAAGGUGGCAGUGAGGCUGAUAUUCCUCCAUGCAACCUCAUGUGGGUUCAAAUGCAAUUGGUCAUUCUUGAGGUGGGUGUGCACUCAUGGGCACUCGAGCGCCGGCAUGGACAGAGCACAGAAGAUGAUAUUCAUUGCAGCCCAUGCCAAGCUUGAGAGGCGGGAUUUCUCCAGUGAGGAAGACAAGGAUGCAGAGCUGUUUGCCACAGUAAAUGGAGAGGAUGACGCACUAAAUGAGGUCUUUGUUGAUGCAUCCUCAGUGUAACAUUUUUUUUCACCCUUGUAGAAUUCUGAAAUUGUAGGAUUUAUUGAAUUCUUUCCACUACUCGUCUUUGUCUUUGUUUACUUACUCUCAUCUAAUAGAAGAUUUUGAGGCAGUAGGGCAGGGGAGGGAGGAACCAUGAGAGAGGAUUGAAUGAUGUAUUAGAGGCCUUUGGAUUCGACUGAUCAACCAUCUCCUGCCUGAGCAUGAUUUUGGGGUUACUGGGUUUGCAGCAAAAGAAACUCUUCUUGUUUAUAAUGAUAUGACAAUUAAUGAACAGAACAGGAAGAAUGUUGUAACAUUUUCUUUCCUAGAGUUAUUUGAGAUAAAUAAUAUUUAUGAAGGAGGUCAUCUUUUUUUACCUCUUCUGGUAUUCAUUUCAGAAA